ACUGGGCUAACUGACCUCAUACCCCUACCCCUCUAAAAACAUAUUUUGUAAUCAAGGGAUCAAAAUGGCGGCCAGCGCACGUUGUUUGAGAUCACUUAUUCGUUCGUCCUCAUCUGUCAAUAGGACAUCUGCCUGUGUACUACGAUGCCUGAAAGCCAAUCCCACCGCUUCUGCAUCAUCUACGUCUAUAGCUCUAAGGACGAGUAUAAAAGAAAGUGGAAUGUUAAAUGUAUCCAGAAGAUUCAGUCUGGCCACGAGAGUUCAAAGCUUCAGACCUGCAUCAGCAGUUGCUAUUCUCUGCAACUCUCCUAGCAUACUAAACACAGGGAUGUCCCCAGAGGGACUUGAUGGUAACCUUGGAGAUGAUGAGGGAGAAAGCUGGUCUCAGAAUGGUGACAAUGCUUAUAUAGAAGGGACAUAAUGUACAGCUAGCCGACAUGCUUAUGGUUCACAUCUCACCAAACUACUUGGAGCAUUUAUUGUCUUGUCUUUUAAUUUCAUUUUGAAAUGAAUAAAUAACAUAAGCUGUUGGGAUACUUCACACCAACUUAAUAAAAAGUAACAUAUAGUAAACUAGGUGUUUUUUACAGUUUGCUAUAACAUAUUCAACAAGGCAGUGAAAAUGGUUUGUGCUACAAAGGUCAAUAAAUUAUGUUUUACUGC
This is a messenger RNA of Nematostella vectensis (starlet sea anemone), 663 nucleotides long. RefSeq lists its product as uncharacterized. The transcript has 5 exons. The record is from RefSeq and is a predicted model, not a curated record. The coding region runs from base 65 to 421 and encodes 118 amino acids. NCBI's taxonomy places the organism in Eukaryota, Metazoa, Cnidaria, Anthozoa, Actiniaria, Edwardsiidae.